UCUUUUUUCGCGUAAGUGAUUCAUCUUGUAAAUACACGAUCUUUGGUAUGACGCAAUCUCCGGUUUAGGGCAAACAUGGCGAACAUUCGAUGUGUGAAGGGCAUGGUCGGCCUGGUGACGGGUGGAGCUUCAGGUUUGGGUAGGGCCACAGUGGAGCGUCUGGUGCAGAUGGGAGCAUCAGCCAUCAUCUUGGACCUGCCGUCCUCUGAUGGACAGGCCCUGGCAUCCAGUCUUGGGGACCGCUGUUCCUUUGCUCCUGCAGAUGUGACAUCAGAGGCAGAUGUUCGGUCAGCUGUGUCUUUGGCCAGGGAGAAGUUUGGGAAGUUGGACAUAGCUGUUAACUGUGCUGGCAUUGCUGUAGCUGCUAAAACGUACAACGUUAAGAAGGACCUCCCCCACAGCCUGGAGGAUUUCCAGCGCGUUAUCAACGUGAAUAUUGCAGGAACCUUUAAUGUGAUCCGCCUUGCCGUGGGGGAGAUGAGGAAGAAUGAGCCCGAUGCAGACGGACACAGAGGCUGCAUUAUCAACACCGCUAGCGUGGCAGCGUUCGAUGGACAGGUUGGACAAGCGGCCUAUUCUGCUUCUAAAGGUGGUAUCGUUGGAAUGACCCUCCCUAUAGCUCGAGACCUGGCACCCAUAGGCAUCAGAGUGGUUACCAUAGCUCCAGGCCUGUUCUCCACUCCUCUCCUGACCAGCCUUCCAGAGAAGGUGCGUUCCUUUCUCGCUCGCCAGGUGCCCUUUCCUUCACGCCUGGGAGACCCUGCCGAGUACGCCCACCUGGUGACAUGUCUGGUGGAGAACCCAAUGAUCAAUGGGGAGGUCAUCAGACUAGACGGAGCCAUCCGCAUGCAGCCCUGACCACUUCAUUUAUGUUUGUGUCAACAUGUUAGGACUAGAAGAUCAGCAGCUUCCUCUAAUUAGAAAAAGAGGGGGGGGGGGGGGGGUGUGUGCGCAUGUGUUUUGUGCAUUAGGAUAAAGUUGUGAUUAUGAACUGUGAUAAAUAACUUCAUUUCUACGAUGCUCCGAGUGUCGGAAUGUACUUCAUCCUGAGCUCAGCGGUAAUAAAUAUCAGCUUAGGUUUUA
This is a messenger RNA of Nothobranchius furzeri (turquoise killifish), 1083 nucleotides long. It is a transcript of the gene hsd17b10, whose product is annotated as hydroxysteroid (17-beta) dehydrogenase 10. The record is from RefSeq and is a predicted model, not a curated record. Gene Ontology annotation, molecular function: estradiol 17-beta-dehydrogenase [NAD(P)+] activity. Gene Ontology annotation, biological process: androgen metabolic process; fatty acid metabolic process; estrogen metabolic process. Gene Ontology annotation, cellular component: mitochondrion. Lineage: Eukaryota; Metazoa; Chordata; Actinopteri; Cyprinodontiformes; Nothobranchiidae.